Phymastichus coffea is the source of this 1647-nucleotide messenger RNA. RefSeq lists its product as uncharacterized. The transcript is spliced from 3 exons. The record is from RefSeq and is a predicted model, not a curated record. Lineage: Eukaryota; Metazoa; Arthropoda; Insecta; Hymenoptera; Eulophidae. Bases 1 to 1647 code for a protein of 548 amino acids.
AUGAGCCAUUACACUUGUUGUGUUUAUAAUGGUCAUAAUAACGGUAGAUAUGGUCCAUACAAAUUUUAUAAGUUUCCAAAGUCAGUGCAUAAAGUUAGUCAAACAGAGCAAUGGAUUGAUGCGGUGAGAAAAAUAAACGGAUCAUCUUGGACCCCAAGAAAUGGAGAUGCAAUAUGUAAUGCCUAUUUUAUUAAUAAUGCAAAGGCAGAAGAGGAAUUAAGCCCAAGCUACAUUCCAACAAUAUUUACCUCUACAUAUAAAUCAACCAUUAUAAAUCAACCAACUGCUAUCAACAGAAACAAGCGGUAUACGAAUCGUAUUAUUAAAAAAAGGAUGUUAGAAUUACAUAAAAAUCCUUCUCGAAAAUGUACAAAACAGGCUACGAAGAAAGAAGUAUCAAAUUUGGAUAUGGACACGGAUCAAAUUAAUGAAAAGCUAUCAAAUAGUGGUGUAGAAAUAGAACAAGUUGUAGAAAAGAAAUUUUGUGAUCAAGAAUGUGAAGCUUAUCGACUCAUAGAUUCCAAAGAACCAUCAAAGUUAUUUAUAUGCAACAGAUUUACAUAUGUGCAAUCAUCGUCACAAUCAUCCACAAUAACUUGCGAGGCUGAAAUACAAACAGAUAUAGUUGAAAUUUGUGGCCCUGUUAAAAUUACUAAUCGUAAGAAGUUCAAGGAUUUUGAAUGUAACACAAAAAUCAAAACUUUUGAAGACAAAUGUAUUGGACCUAGUAUUGAAAGUGAAGAGGUUAAAUCAAAAUAUUUCUCUGGGUUUGAGUCUAUUAAAAAAAAACAACAGCUUUUAGAUCUUGCUGGUGUGACAUUUGCAACUUUCAAUUUUUUAUUAAAAAGAUUAAAAGUACCUAAAGCGAGCAACAGGCCCAUUUCUAAAGAAGAUAGAUUGUUUAUGACAUUAGUUAAACUAAAGAUAGGCUUGACUUUUUCAGCAAUGAGUGUUUUGUUCUGUAAGGAUAGAACGACUAUUUCAAAAAUUUUCUUUUCUACUGUGCGGUAUUUAGCCAGGUCAACUGCAGAUGCUGUGUUUUGGCCAGAUAGAGUUGAUGUGCAAAACACCAUGCCACAAUGUUUUCGUACAGAUUACGGCCAAACUAGAGUUAUUAUAGACUGCACAGAAUUUCGAGUUGAAACUGCACCUCGUGUAGAUGAUCGUGUUUUCACUUAUUCACAUUAUAAAAAAGCUUUCACAGGCAAACUACUUGUUGGAAUAACCCCAGGAGGAUUCAUCAGUUUUAAGUCAAGAGUAGCUGGUGGCAGAAAGAGUGAUUCACAAAUCACUGUAGAAUCACAUUUAAUUGAUCUGCUAGAAGAAGGAGAUGUAGUGCUAGCUGACGAAGGCUUUCCUCAAAUUCAAAGUGUCAUAGAUGAGCGUGGAUCUUCAAUUUUAGUGGUGAUGCCGCCUUUUUUAGAAAAAAAGACAGAAUUUAGUGAAGAAGAAACUACAGAGACGUACACUGUUGCUAAGUGCCGUAUUCACGUUGAAAGAAUAAUGCAAAGGAUUCGAACUUAUCAAAUUUUAAAUAAAAUAACUCACAAUUUAUUCAAAUAUAUAGAUGAUAUAGUGCACGUUAUUUGCGUUUUGGUGAAUUUACAACCAUCAAUCAUGAAAGACGAUUCUAUGGAAAACACAUAA